Messenger RNA from Falco peregrinus (peregrine falcon), 7452 nucleotides. RefSeq names its product colony stimulating factor 2 receptor subunit beta (gene CSF2RB). Gene Ontology annotation, biological process: cytokine-mediated signaling pathway; immunoglobulin mediated immune response. NCBI's taxonomy places the organism in Eukaryota, Metazoa, Chordata, Aves, Falconiformes, Falconidae. Gene Ontology annotation, molecular function: cytokine receptor activity; protein binding. The coding region runs from base 1445 to 4228 and encodes 927 amino acids. The transcript is spliced from 14 exons. Gene Ontology annotation, cellular component: external side of plasma membrane. The record is from RefSeq and is a predicted model, not a curated record.
GUUUGCGUGAGCAAGGGAGGGAAAAUGUCUGCUGGGAAACAAGAAACCUCUUUUCUAAGGGUAGGGGGAGAAGAUACAUAAACUUACUGCCCUCUGGAAAUCAAAGCAGGAGAAUUCUUUUCUGCCCAUAUACUUUAAUGCAAAGUAAAUUCUGACCAUCCAGCAAAGCUGCAUAUUGCCCUCAUCUGCAGGCUUGAUAUGCACACCUCCUGAUAGUCCCAAUGAUUUGUCCCACACAAUUUCUUCAGAUACUUUCAUAUUCUCCUGCUUGCUCUCCACAUUUCCCUUAUUCAUAAGCUACAUUUUGUUCCUUGUAUAUUGAUGCGGUUCUUGUAAGAGCCCAACUGUGCUACCUGUGGUUUAGGUCAGUACUAUAGGGAUUUAGAGAAGGUGUAGUAGCAGUGUAGGACAGACAGACUCUGGCAGUUACAUUCUGUAUCUGGGGACUCAUCUUAGUCCCCUGUAGUUUACUCCUGAGACUGCAGACCUUGAAUUUGUCUCUCCCUUAUGGCUACUUAACUUUCCUAUAGAUCUUACUAAUGAUGGCUACUGUGUUAAGCUUUAAAGCUGGAUUUAAAACAGUGACCUGCCUUGGAUGUAGGAUAAUUUCAGAUCAACUCUUCCCACCAGUUUUCUUUUUUUCCCCCUCUAUGUACUAUAAUACUCAUAACGUAUUAUUAAUUGUUGUUGAAUAGAUAAAACUUACUUUUUAGAAUACCACUGAAAGGAUUACACAGGUAAAGGUAGUUCUCCCGCUGUCUGUCCCCCAUCCCCUGUGUCUGUCCCCGCCCCCCAUAUAUGUGCAAAUAAACAUAAAGUACAAAAUGAUCCCUGCCUUGAAGAUUGCCUAGCCUAGAGUAAAUCGAGAAACAUCACUGGAGUAAAAAACAGAAGUCUGUCUUAGUCUUUCUCACUUCUGCUGCAGUCAGUCCUCUUUUUUCUGAAAAUACAUUAGUCGCAUGAUCUGGUAAUUGUUAACACUGCAGACUGGCAAUGACAAACUUCUUUCCUGUCUUCCCAGUUAACCAGUCCCAUCUAAGUGGGUGCUUUGGAGGCUAAUAUAGGAAGUACAGACUUCCUAUUUCACAGGCAAUUACACAGACUUUCCUUGAAAGGGCGCGGUUAUCAUCUUUGAAAGUGCCAUUUGGGGUGCAUAAAAGAUAUAGCAGUUAUUCUGAAGACUUACUCGCCAAGAAAAUCCUGUGUUUGUUUUAUAUCUUCUGUCUCCAGCUCUAGGGAAGUGUGGUUUUGCUGGGUUUUGUAUCAGUGGUUUCUGAUGCUGUGGGGGGAGGCUGGACAGGGAGGGUCACCCAUCAAGUUGAAGUCAUUUGCCUCACAGACAGCUCUGGAUCCAGCUCCACCUAAGCAGAGCAAGAGAGUAGCCAGUGGGCAAUGAAAACAAUUGUUGUCUGAAUUAGAAUCAAGCUUGCGUGCAAAGAACUGUAUGAACAUGAAAGAGAUUUUAACCCUUCUGCUGAAUCUGUAUUUGGUCUUCAGUGUCAAAGCCAUUCGAGAGAGUAUCCCUAUGAAAAGCUUGAGCUGCUACAAUGACUACAACUCACAGGUGACCUGCACAUGGAUGGAGCAUUCAGAGGCUCAUGCGCUCGUUGGUAUGACUCUUUAUCAAAGGGAUGACAUUAUGAUGGAAAACCAGGAAAUGUUUUGCAAACUCCAGGCAGAAAAUGAUGUACAUGAAGCUCCAGACUCCUAUGUGCACUGGGUUUGUCGCAACACCACACAAAUUUUGGCAAUAGGGGUAAAGAAUAUUUACAGCUUCAAACCUAACAAGAUGCUACAAGCAGAACUAAAUGUUGAUCUUUUCCAAAAUGUUCAGACCCUCCCACCUCAAAACCUCUCAGUCAGCUUGACGAGAUCAGGAGGCUUCUUGUUGACCUGGAGAGCAGCUGAUGGAAUCCAAGGGCUGGGAAAGGCACUGGACUAUGAAGUCACUUACAAGCGGGAGUGGGAGUCCUGGGAGAAGGCUGCCUCGCUCUUGCUCUCCACCACCACACGUUGCCAUCUCAGCCGUGAGGACCUUGUCCCAGGAAGCAGCUAUGUUGCCCGUGUGCGAGCCAGACCGGGGCGAGGCAGUGGCUUCUCUGGGCAGUUCAGCGAGUGGAGCACGGAGGUGUCAUGGGAGACCCCUGAAGGUGGCAUUCAGCCCAGGAACCUUUUCUGCCUCUUCAACGGUGCAGAUCGUCUGACGUGCAGCUGGGAAGUGAAGAAAGUGAUGACCACUUCUGUCCUCUUUGGCUUGUUCUUCAGGGCCACUCCGGCAUCAGUAGAAGAGGAGUGCUCUCCUGUGGAUGAGAAGGCUUUGCCCCACGUCCCCUAUGUGGUACAGAGCUGUGAGAUCCCUGUUAGCAACUCCAGUGGUCUGAGCCAGUACUAUGUGUCUGUUCGGGCCAAGACGGAGGAGAAAUUGAUUGAAAGCUACAAGAACAUCAAGGUGCUGCCGCCUACAAAUGUGUCAGUAACAGUGACGGAGAACGGGGAGUACGAACUGAGGUGGAUAAAACACAAGUUGCGAUAUGGCUUCAUAAAACAGAGAUACGAAGUUGAGUACUGGAAAAGCAACCAAUAUGACAAGGCUCCCCAGAAGUUAAUUAUCAGCAAUGAUGAACCUCCCUUCAUCCUCACCCUGCAGAUGCUGGCAUCAUCUACAGCAUAUAGGGGGAAAAUGCGUGCAAGGGUGAAUACGCCUCUGGAUUACAAGGGGCCUUGGAGUGAAUGGAGUGAGGAGUUCACCUGGGAGACUGAGAAUGUUCUUCCACCGGUGGUUCUCCCAGUGAUGCUCCCAGCUCUCAUCAUCACUUUGCUAAUAGUUGCUUAUUGCAGCUAUAAGUAUUUCCUCAGGAAGAAGAAAAUGUGGGAGGAAAAGAUUCCAAACCCCAGCAAGAGUCUCCUGAUCCAGAGCUACCUGGGGAAAGUACAUUUAGGAAACUGGCCAACAAGCAGCCAGCUGGAUUUCAACAAAUACAGCUUUUCAGACAAGAUGGAUCAGGCUAGCUUCCUUCAAGUUGUGGACAGGCAGAUGAAGACUUUGGAAGAGUCCCCUGAAGGGCAGCCUAAAAAGACAGAUGUUUCUCCUGUCACACUGGACCUACAGAACUCAUACCAUGCUCUAAAUGAGCCAGAGCAUGCCCCAGUUGUCUGCCCAAGACAGAUUGCUGGUCAUUCCUUUCCUGUUUCAAGGAGAAACAGUGCUGAUGCAAGUAUUGCUUCCCAGACAGCAAUCCCUUGCUUUGCUUUCAAUGGUCCAUACUUGUAUAGCCCAAUGAUGUCCUCCCAGCCCAAUAUGCAUCAGAUCCUGGAAGCGGACCCAGCGGGAGACUGUAAGAAAUCAGUUUCCCUUCAGUAUGUGACCCUCCCAAAGGAAGACUGUCCCCAGGCUCCACAAAGGCAAAAGCAGCCAGGAGAAGGUGCUCCACAGCACUUCCUGCUCCCACAACAGAAGGAAAAGAAGCUGCACCUUGAGGAUGAGAAUGAAGCCUCACUGGCCCCACCAGCCUGUGGGGAUAGCAUGAACAUGCGAACAGAAGAGCAGAAAUCUCCAAAGGCUCUUAGCUGUAUCGUGUCUCCUCAGCAGUGUCCCUUGGAGUACAUCACCACAGAGAGCCUGUCACCACCAUCAGCCAGCGACUCCAGCCAUCUGCCACUUGUCACUGCUGGGGAGCUACCUUGUGACUUGCAGGAGCCCCAGCCCUCCAGUGACCACUCUGGCUGUGAGCUUUUUCCUGGGCAAACUGGUGUUGUGGUCCCAGAUUCAGGUCAAGCACCCAUCCCUUCUCCUGAAUUGCCCCUGGAUACAUUUGGAGACUAUCUUACUGUCCCUUUAGGUCUCCAUGGACAUUCAAAACCCACAAAGGUUAUUUUGCCUGUCUUAGAGAAGGGAAACGAUCUUCCUAGGAAGCAGUUUUUGCCAGAGGGUAAUUUGGUGGUGUUAAACCCUGACAGCACUGAGCCAGUUUUCCUUUGUCAGGUUGGUGACUAUUGUUUCCAGAGCCUAAAAUCCGAUGUGAAGAUGGAUGUUAGCCAGGACGACCACCAAGUCAAGAAACUUUCUGAAGGCAAGACAACACCUGGGAAGCCUGUAUCUGAUGAUAAAUCCAUCAAUGGCAAGGAGAAGGAUGUAUCAAAAAUGCAGGCUAUUCAGCUAUUCAAAAACCUGAAAUCAGAUGAUUACUUUUCCUGGCAGCAAUCUUUGAGGAUCACAGAAAUCUGUUAAAUGGGCAAAUAUUAAUGAAUGCCACAGCUACAGGUAACUGGAAGAAGUUGCAACUAUCUGAUGAAAAUGAACCCUCUAACCUAGGAACAAAUAAGUGCCAUAUAAAGCAACUAAAAUUCCUUUUCCCAGCUUCCAAUCCAACAUGUUGAAAGACUUGAGUUAGCUCAAUAUCCUUCUUAAUGGCCUUCACAGAUUUGGCAUGAAAGACAAUCCAAAUAUUCCCUCUUGGUGUUUUUCAAACUUUUGGCUUAUCCACAAUGAACAGUUUAUCUUCCUCAUGAUCCUGUGACAGACCACAGUCAUCUUUCAGUAAUACCAGCUUGCCUGCGGUAAAACUCGUGGCAGGAAAUGCAGACUUAACAGCAUGAAUCGCUAUCAGAAAUAGACAGGCUUGGAAGCCUUGGAAAGAGAACUUGCAUUCUUAAGAGCAAUUUUGUUGAACUUUUGUGUGUGUUUAAAAUAGAUCUGAGAGUCACCAAUGACCUUUCAUAUCUCUACCUUUCUCCUACUGGCAUGAAAUAGAUAUCUAAGGUGGAAAAAACCCACCCAGACAGUAAUAGGAGGGUAAAUAAAAAAUGAGAAAAAAUUGCUGAAGUCCAGGAAACCUUUCUUAGUGUCAAGGUGCAGUGUAUUGCAGUUCAUUCUAAGGGUAAGAAGGAGACCCGCAAGGAGGGAUUAUACAUCACUGAAAGAAAACCCAAGGACUCUUAAGGUGCAGUGAGAGGGAGGGAGUGGGGCAGGUAACAGAAAAUGAUGGGCAAGAAAUGUUGUGAGGGUGCAUAAGCCUGUAUGUGAUGGAGUUUUUCUGUUUCUAAGUGUUAAAGUACUACAUGAUUUUCUUUUAAGUUCAUUGGCUGUUUAUGCAUGAUAUAAUUACUCUUAACUAUAUAAUUAAUUCUUUUUUUUUUCCUGAGUAAUAAGCUGUGUUGAGAAAGAGGAGCCAUUUUUUUUCCCAGUUCUGCUGAAGAAAGUGGUGUAAUGUAAGAGCAUUUGUUCAGAGCUGCCGCUUUAAGAUCAGUAAAAGGCUUUGGUGUCAGACCUGAAGGUGGGCUUCUAUUCCAAACCAACACGUUUCUUUUUUCAAAUAUAAAAUUUGUACUAAUAAAAAAAUAUUUCUUCCUGUAAACCUUUCCUUUUAUAUGUUAAGAGCAUUGUGAUUACAAUAACUUUACUAUUAGUUCAUAUGAUCAGGUCUCAAAAAAUUCUGUAGGUUCUGCUAUGUCACCUGUGAGGUGGGAUGUUUUCUCCUGACUUUGCAAUAUUAUUUAAUAGCGAUAAUAAGAAGGAGUUUUCUGGUUGUGCCAGCUGUUUCCUCCUGCUGGGUUAAUGGGACAGCGCUGAUUUAGAAAUUGUAGUGAAAUGCAUUGGGUUUUUUUCAGAAUUUAAAUCAUUAUAAACCCUGUUUUAAAUCUGAAAGGUGUGCAAAUGGUGUUUGGUGUUCUUGACAGUGAAAGGCAGGCAGUUGUAGCCUCUGAAAAAGAAUAUUGAUGAACAUUCUAAGGGAUUUUCAAUUUAGUCCUUUCCUAAUCAAUGGGGUUUUUUGUUAGUCACUUCUUUGGCCAUUUAUGCAUAGUACAAACAAUUCCAUGUAUGAUCGUGCUCUAUCUAGGCAUGUUCUAAAAUGAGAUGUCCAAAUUCAUGACCAAAUUCAGUAUCUGGAUUCAUAUCUUAGAUAUGCAUCACUUUGCUGGGCCUUGCAUUGCUGUGGUUUUAAUAAUCAAGAAGAACAGUGAGUGGGGGAACUUUUAUUCAGCUCAGUGGCUUUUGGAUGAAGCCCAUUUGCAUUGUGAUUGGUACUUUAACAACUACCUGUUCCUCCUGUCCUUCUGCACUUCAUGGGGCAUUGGAAGAGCCUGCUUUAGAGAUGGGGUUUAUAAAUAAAAGAACAUUUGAUAUGACCCCACAGAGCAGAUACUAUGAUCUGAAGAUCACUUCAGGAGCCUGGAACUUGCAGAGUAACAUGCCAUUGUCAGGCUAGGGGAGCUGGGCAGUGGUUUUCUUCUGCAAUGAUAAUGACUGUUUUAGGGCAGAAUGAGUUUCUGCUCUAGGUACUUGUUCAAUAUCCACAUAAGCAUCAUUAAAUAAAAUAAUGUAGUGAACACUGGAAGCAAGGGUCACAACAUACAGCUCCGCUUCACCAGAGGAAUCCACUUCUUACAGGGUUACAGAAUCAAAACUUCCAUAAACUUCAUCUGUUGCUGAUCCUGUGAAUCUUCCAUUCUCUUCCGCAUGAGGUCCAGCUGCAGUAGGGGUGGUAAAAAUCAUUUUACAAUCCUGUAGCCUGGUGAUUCAAGGAGCUGUUGUGAGUCACAGGUCUUCAAUUUCCUGAUCAUUAGCUUGACCCACAAAGAUACUGUGCGAAAGGAGGGUGCUGCUACCUUCCCCAGUGCUAGGUACUCAUAUACCGGAGAGGAAUCAUCAUUCUGAUGAUUUGGGAGCCAACUAUGACAUGCCCCUUUCUGUAGUGCUUCUCACUAAGUAGUUCCAGCCCCUCAGGCUGUAUUUUUGAGUAAUGAUUCACCGUUGUUCCAUAUAUGGUCAAAAAAGGAGAGGUACACAUCUCAAUUAAUGCUGUAAAUCACAUUUUACAGCUUUCAAUUUACAUUGAAUAUACAGUUAUGAAAUCAUUGCAACCCAUUCCUUACUGUAUGCUCAAACGUCAAAGAUUCUGCCUAUGUUUUAACAGCAGGCAUUUUUCUCUUCGUUGCUCUGAGGUAAUCAGUUCGUUAUUCUCUUAUCAUAAUCUUCCUCAACCAGAAACAUAUUACCUGAAUUUGCAUGAGAUUAGGGUAGUAAGUAUAUUGUGACCUCAAUAAUUCUAAUUAAGAUCUAUGCUGAACUGUCUGUGUUAGCCUGGGGGUUGUCUUUUAUGUAAAGAAGGAAAACAAAGCCGAAUGAUUUUGCUAGAAAAGGACGCCUGCAUUGGAAAGACCCCUGAGACCUCGGGGAACAGUAGCUGGAGAAUUUCUGAGAAUCCUGAAUCUCUGCAGGGUAAUGGAAAACAAACCCAACCCAUCCUGCCAGUCCCUGUGUAGUUUUGUGUUGAUUCAGUCAAACACAUUUGUACACACAGUCUUGUUCCCUUACAACUCCCAUGAAGGAUCUCUGUCUCUUCUCAUGCCCUACGUGCCCCCUCUGCUCUUGCUACAGAGCUGAAAUUUUCAUGAAAAGAAACCUCGCAUGUCAUGUUCUGUACGUGGAGAAUAAAUAGUGCAAUGACUUCA